Dichomitus squalens LYAD-421 SS1 is the source of this 1269-nucleotide messenger RNA. Its product is annotated as peptidase M22 glycoprotease. The record is from RefSeq and is a predicted model, not a curated record. The transcript is spliced from 7 exons. Gene Ontology annotation, biological process: mitochondrial tRNA threonylcarbamoyladenosine modification. Lineage: Eukaryota; Fungi; Basidiomycota; Agaricomycetes; Polyporales; Polyporaceae. Bases 1 to 1173 code for a protein of 390 amino acids. Gene Ontology annotation, cellular component: mitochondrion.
AUGUACCAUGUCCGUCUCCUCCACAUAGCCCGCUCUCGCCCACUUCCACACCGCCUUCCUCUUCCACCUCCACGCCCUCCGUCUCGCCGCUUCACCGUCCUCGCGCUCGAGUCUUCCGCAGACGAUACCUGCGCCGCCGUAGUCACCGAGGACCGCGAGAUCCUUUCCAACAUAGUCGUCAAUCAACAGGCAUCGCUGGAGCAGUAUGGUGGCAUCCAUCCCUAUGUCGCCCUUCACGCUCACCAGCGCAAUAUGCCAGUCGUUGUCCAGAGAGCGUUGAGGGAUGCGGGGUUGACCGUGAAUGAGAUAGAUGGCGUUGCGUUCACUCGGGGACCUGGUAUCGCCGGUUGUCUUAGCGUAUGUGGGAACGCUGCGCGCACACUCGCGGCCGCGCUGAGCAAGCCACUCGUUGGCGUACAUCAUAUGCAAGCCCACGCACUCACGCCUUUCCUGACUUCCCCUCCCGACCAACCCCCGCAAUACCCCUUCCUCACUCUCCUCGUAUCGGGCGGCCACACCCUCCUCCUGCUCGCCACCUCCCCUACGUCCUUCCGCAUUCUCGCCACGACACUUGACGAAGCCGUCGGGAACGCAUACGACAAGGUCGCGAAACUCUUGCGGAUACCAUACGAGGGUAAGGCAGCUGGGGCGGCCAUAGAGCGCCUCUGCGCCAGCGAAGGAGAAGGAGCGGAGAUCCCGAUGCCCCGGCCAAUACGCGGACGUCUGGCGUUCUCGUACACGGGCCUCCACUCGGCGGUCGAGCGAUUCCUACACGCCCGGAAGGGCGAGGUAGACGAGAGGACAAAGGUAGGGAUCGCGCGGAGCUUUCAGAAAGCGGCAGUGGGCCAGCUGGAGGACAAGCUUGUGCUGGGAAUGCGACAGUGCGCAAAGGAGGGGCUCAGGGUGAGGUGCUUGGUCGUGAGCGGGGGUGUGGCGAGUAAUCAGUAUUUGCGCGAUAGGCUGCGCGCGUGCUUGGAUAGAGAAAGCCCGGACAAGCAUGUCUCGCUCGCCUUUCCGCCCCCAUCGUUGUGUACGGACAAUGCUGCCAUGAUUGCGUGGGCUUCGAUGCACCGGUUUCUUGCAGGGGAAACAGAUGAGUACUCACUGGAGUCGAGGCCGGUGUGGAGUCUGGAGGACCUCGAGCGGGAAGAGGCCGGGCCUUCGCGCUCAUAGCUUGCGCUGGUGGAAAAGUACUCUAUCAUAUCACCAUAAUGUAUUACUCUUUCUUGAGAUAGCUAUAUGCGACCUCCUACAUAAUAUAGAGAAGCG